Erigeron canadensis is the source of this 2626-nucleotide messenger RNA. Its product is annotated as protein SPA1-RELATED 3-like. Gene Ontology annotation, biological process: protein phosphorylation; photomorphogenesis. The transcript is spliced from 7 exons. The coding region runs from base 197 to 2401 and encodes 734 amino acids. NCBI's taxonomy places the organism in Eukaryota, Viridiplantae, Streptophyta, Magnoliopsida, Asterales, Asteraceae. The record is from RefSeq and is a predicted model, not a curated record. Gene Ontology annotation, molecular function: protein binding; ATP binding; protein kinase activity.
UAUAAAAAAAACCAUAAAAAAAAUUGUGGUUCUAAUUUAUGCUUAUAAUAAUAUAGAAUUUAUAUAUAGAACUAUAGAUGUAGAUAAUAUAAGUUAUUUGCUAGUUAAAAUGUUUUUGUGAUCAGAGAUGGCGGUUGUGUUGAUAUUACAGACCAGCCGGCUUGAUUUUUAUGGAGGUGGUAUAGGUGGAUGAUAUAUGGAAAACUCACCUUCUAAUAACGGCUGGCAGAGAUCAGGUGAUCAUGAUCACGGUGAUCAACCGCCGUUAUUAGAAAAGAAGCAAGUUACUAUAAGUUUAAGACAAUGGUUAGACGACACAAAAAGAGUAGCUGACAAGAUUGAAUGUUCACAUAUAUUUAUGCAAAUAGUCAAAAUUGUGAGCUUAGCACAUUCCAAAGGGUUUGUUGCUCACAAUGUUAGACCAUCAUGUUUUGUUAUGUCGUCUUUGAACCAUGUUUCGUUUAUCGAAUCUCCGUCUUGCUCGGAUUCAUCAGGGUCUGAAAACUCUUGUCAAGAAUAUGGUGUAACGAAUAGUCAGACGUCUUCAUUUGUGUCGCGUAAAGUACACGAACGAGUUAUUUCUGAAUCUAGUGUUAGACAAGAGCCAGAACACGAACAAAAACAGAUAAAACAUGUGUUUCCUAUGAAACAAAUAUUGCAAAUGGAAACAGAAUGGUAUACAAGUCCAGAGGAGGCUGCAGGGGGUGAAAGUUGUUGUGCUUCUGAUGUGUAUCGAUUAGGCGUUCUGCUUUUUGAGUUAUAUUACCCUUGUAGUUCACCAGAGGAAAAGACUGCGGCCAUGUCUACGUUUAGAUAUCGUGUUUUCCCACCUCAGUUACAUUUCAUGUGGCCACAACAAGCCUUUCUGUCGAUGCGCUUGCUGCAUCCUGACCCAACGUGCAGACCUACAAUAGAUGAAGUGUUACAAAGUGAGUUUCUUAAUGAAAUUAAGGAAAAUUUAGAUGAAAGAGAAGCUGUAAUAGAGCUUGAAGAAAAGAUAGCAGAACAGGAGAUGUUGCUGGAAUUUCUUUUAUUACUGCAACAAAGAAAACAAGAAGCUGCAAAGUACCUGCACAGAAAUGUUUCAUUUCUGUCUUCUGAUUUGCAGGAAGUUUCGAAACUGCAAGCAUCUAUUAGGAGAAAAGAAAAUUCGAGUUCGGGUAAUGGAGCUUCAUUUUCGAGUAAUGUUCAUCAAAAUGAUGAGCUUGAUAGUUCAGGGUCCAGAAAACGCAUCAAAACACCUAAAGAAAACCAAGAAAGUUCUAGAUUGAUGAAAAACUUCAAGCAUUUAGAAUCAGCUUAUUUUUCGACUAGGCACAAGGCCAUCAAACCUGUUGGAAGACAACUGCCUAGAAAUAGAGCGAACCACAGUGAGUGGAUAAGUCCAUUUUUGGAGGGACUGUCCAAGUACAUGUCUUUCAGUAAAUUAAAAGUCAAAGCUGACUUAAAACAAGGUGAUAUUUUGAAUUCUUCAAACCUUGUAUGCUCAUUGAGUUUUGAUCGCGAGGGGGAGUUUUUUGCAACAGCCGGUGUAAAUAAGAAAAUUAAAGUUUUUGAAUAUGAUUCAAUCUUGAAUGAGAAUCAAGACAUACAUUUCCCUCUUGUUGAAAUCCUUGCCGGAUCAAAGCUAAGCAGUCUUUGUUGGAAUCCCUAUAUCAAAAGCCAGAUUGCUUCAAGUAACUUUGAAGGUGUUGUGCAGUUGUGGGAUGUUACACAAAAUCAAGUAUCUGUGACAAUGAGAGAGCACGAGAGACGUGUGUGGUCUGUGGAUUUUGCUGCAGAUCCAAAAUUGUUGGCCAGUGGGAGUGAUGAUGCUUCUGUCAAGCUCUGGAACAUUAAUCAGGGAGCAAGUGUUAGUACCAUUAGAACAAGGGCUAAUGUGUGUUGCGUUCAGUUUCUUUCCGAUUCUAGUAAUUAUCUUGCAUUUGGUUCUGCAGAUCAUAAAGUAUAUUACUAUGAUCUACGCAAUACGAGUAUACCCCUUUGCACAUUUGUUGGACAUGAGAAAACGGUUAGCUACAUCAAGUUCAUAGAUUCAACAACUCUUGUAUCAUCGUCCACUGAUAACACGCUGAAGCUCUGGGAUUUGUCAGGCACCACAUCUCAAGUUCUUGGCCCACUUCAGUCAUUUACUGGCCAUGUCAAUCUAAAGAAUUUUGUUGGUUUAUCUGUAUCAGAGGGCUACAUUGCUACUGGUUCAGAAACAAACGAGGUUUUUAUCUACCACAAGGCUUUCCCCAUGCCUGCAUUGUCGUAUAAAUUCAACACCAUAGAUCCAAUAUCAGGAAAUGAAGUGGAUGAUAAUGAACAGUUCAUCUCAUCCGUGUGUUGGCGUAGUCAGUCCUCCACCUUGGUAGCCGCAAAUUCAACGGGAAAUAUCAAGGUCUUGGAAAUGGAAUAGUUUUGAAUUUUUAACUCAAUUCGAGUUAACAAAUUUUGGGAUUAGAGGGGUAUGCAAAUCUUUGUGUAUAUAAAUCAGUAGAGAAAAGUAAAAACUGGUAGAAGAUCAUAUUCAUUUAAAUUUUGUAAUUUUUGAAGUCCCUUGUGCAAGUCAAAGUAUGACUUCAACCCCAAAUAACUACAUGUAAUGUUUUCCCAUAUUGCAAGGAAGAUAUGAUUGUGAUGC